This is a messenger RNA of Diatraea saccharalis (sugarcane borer), 1128 nucleotides long. Lineage: Eukaryota; Metazoa; Arthropoda; Insecta; Lepidoptera; Crambidae. The record is from the annotation of a GenBank genome assembly.
AUGACCUCUUCUCUGCUUCUGGCGACUACGAUCUUCACAAAAGAUGUCAUCAAACAAGUAGAAGAUGAUUUACCGAAGAUCUCAACUGCACGACUGUCGAGUGGGAAGAACAGAGAUUACGAAUGGCAGAUAGUAUGGAGAAACGUAUUAGGGUUCGUCUAUCUGCAUGCGGCAACUUUUUAUGCACUUUAUUUAACAAUAACGGGCAGAUUUAAAUUAUAUACUUAUAUAUUUGCUUUAACUUUUGCCAUACUCGCUGCAAUGGGAGUUACGGCAGGAGCACAUAGACUGUGGGCCCAUCAGGCGUAUAAAGCAAGAUGGCCGCUAAGACUGUUCCUGUGCGUUUUACAAACUAUGGCAUUUCAGAAUCACAUUUACGAAUGGGUGCGAGACCAUAGAGUUCAUCAUAAAUUCACGGAAACCGACGCAGAUCCACACAACGCCAAGCGUGGCUUCUUCUUCUCCCAUAUCGGCUGGCUGAUGGUUCGGAAACAUAAAGACGUCUUCGAAAAGGGCAGCACCAUUGACAUGUCAGACUUGGAGAAAGAUCCCAUUGUCAUGUUUCAGAAAAAAACAUAUUUAUUUAUGAUGCCGCUUCUUUGCUUCAUAAUUCCCGCGGCAAUCCCCAUUUACUUCUGGAACGAGGAUCCCUGGACAUCAUGGUAUAUUGCUGCUAUAUGGCGUUACACAUUAUCCCUUCACUUUACUUGGCUCGUCAAUUCCGCUGCUCACAUAUGGGGAAACAAACCUUACGACAAAUACAUAGGUGCAACCGAUAAUAAAUCUGUGGCCAUUUGCGCAUUUGGUGAAGGUUGGCAUAAUUACCACCAUGUGUUCCCAUGGGACUACAAAGCGGCAGAGCUGGGAAAUUACUCUACAAACUUGUCGACGGGGCUAAUCGAUCUUGCUGCAAAAUGGGGUCUGGCUUAUGAUCUGAAAACAGUAUCUGUAGAAAUGAUAAAGAAACGUGCGGCAAGAACAGGCGACGGUUCUCAUCCAUCUACUGAGCAUACCAACAAAUCUGAAGAUGAUCAUCACCAUCCAGAAAAUCCUGUCUGGGGAUGGGAAGAUAAAGACAUGCCUGAAGAGGACAGAAGAUACGCGGAAAUUCAUAAAAAAGUAGCAUAA